AUGUAUGGAUUAUCACAAGAUAUAUCCCAUGGGAAUAAUAACAACAAUAACAAUAAUAACAAUAAUAACAAUAAUAAUAAUAGAAAUCUAGAGGCAAAACCAUCGAGUGGAGAAAGUCAAGAUUUCAACUAUCUAGACUUUGAUUCUACCAGUCAAAGUUCUCAAGAUGAUCAUCUAGAAAGAGCUAUUGGUGGUCCAUUUCAUGGUGCGGUUAUAGAAAGGCAUGGACUAUAUGUAGGACCACCCAAAAACAAUCAUCCCGAUUAUAAUAAUCAUAAUAAUCAUAAUAAUAAUAAUAAGUCACCAAUAUCAUCAAAAUCACCUUCAACACCAAUUCAUCAUACAUCGAGAACAGUAGAGACUCAUAUUGCAACGACACAAUCGUCACAAAACUUUUCUCAAACCUUUCAUCCAAGUAGUGGACAUGGUGGUCAUCAUCAUGGACAUGGUGGCGGAGGUGAUUUCUUGUCUUCACAAAAUGGAAGUGUUCCAAUGUCUCAGCUGACAUUUGAGGAUCCCGAAGAUUUGGAUACGAUCCAAGUCGAUCUUCCACCACACGCAUGUCGAUACUGUGGAUUACACGACCCGUUGACAGUGGUGCGUUGCUCCAAUUCGUCGUGUGGCAAAUGGUUUUGUAAUGGAAGAGGCAAGACGUCGUCGGCACACAUUGUCAACCAUCUUGUCAAGGCAAAGCACAAUGAAAUCUCAUUACAUAGCGACAGUCCGUUUGGCGAUGCAGUACUCGAGUGCUACAACUGCGGCUGUCGAAACAUCUUUCUUCUCGGCUUUAUCCCCGCCAAGACCGAGUCGGUUGUCAUCCUAUUGUGUCGUGACCCAUGUGCAAUGGCAUCGUCCAAGGACAACCCCAAUUGGGAUCUCUCCAAAUGGGUGCCACUCGUCAAUGGAGGUGAUCGUCACUUUUUGUCGUGGUUGGUUAAAGUACCAUCAGAGAAUGACCAAGAACGUGCCCGUCAAAUUUCAAUGAUCCAGAUUGCCAAGCUCGAAGAGGACUGGAAGGUCGACCCCAACGCCACCCUGCUCGAAGUCGAGCACCACGGCGCUGAAACCACCCUCCUACCCACACUCCUUCGUUAUGAAGACGCCUACCAAUAUCAAGAAAUCAUCACACCACUCAUUAAAAUGGAAUCAGACUAUGAGAAAUUAAUGCGUGAAUCUCUUACUCAAGAUGAUGUAAAUAUUCGUUGGGAACAAGGUCUAAGUAAAAGUAAAUGGUUUGCUCAAUUUUCUUUUUCUCGUUCUGAUUUUGAAUUUAAAGUAGUAGUUGGAGAUGAAUUAAAAGUUAGUUUUAAAGGAGAUAGAGAUUAUCCAGAACCAUGGGAAUCAUCUGGUAGAAUUACAAGAAUCGAUGAAGAGAGUGAAGCAAGUAUGGAGAUUACAUUAGAGUUGUACAAUCAUAAUCCACCCAACAAAUCAAAGUCUAAAUUCAAGAUUGAUAUGGUGUGGAGAUCGACUUCAUUUGAUAGAAUUCUUAUUGCUCUAAAGGCAUUUGCUAUCAAGCAAGAUGCUAUAUCUAGUUAUCUCUAUCAUGCACUUUUAGGUCAUCAACCCGAUGCCACCAAGGUCAAGGUGACUGUUCCACAACCAACCAAUUUUGUGUUGCCCGGUCUCCCACCAUUGAACGCAUCACAAAUAUCGGCUGCUUGCUCGGUAUUGAAAUCACCACUUUCUCUUAUCCAAGGUCCACCAGGCACUGGAAAGACGUUGGUAUCGGCAUUCCUCGUGCAUCAUCUUGUCAACCACGGCAUCAAGGGUAAGGAAAAGCUGUUGGUGUGUGCUCCAUCCAACGUUGCUAUCGACCAGCUUGCUGGCAAGUUGCACUCGGUCGGACUCAAGGUCGUCCGUCUCUGCAGCAAGUUGCGUGAGGAGGUGUCUUCGCCUGUCGAGAAUCUCACCUUGCAUCACCAGGUUGCUCAACUCGACCAGUAUGGAAAGGGUGUGUUGCGCAAGUUCAAGGCGUUGCGUGAGGAGACUGGCGAGUUGAAUCCAGAAGACGAGCGUAAGUUUUUGGUUCUCAAGGGAUCGCUAGAGCGUAAUAUCCUCAAAGAGGCAGAUGUCAUUUGCACAACGUGUGUCGGUGCUGGUGACCCACGUUUGAGGGAUAUCAAGUUCCCGUAUGUCUUGAUUGAUGAAGCUACUCAGGCAUCCGAGCCAGAGUGUCUCAUUCCAUUGGUAUUGGGUGCAAGACAAGUCGUGUUGGUCGGUGAUCAUUGUCAAUUGGGUCCAGUACUACUCUGUAAAAAGGUUCAAGAAGCCGGUUUGUCAUUAUCGCUGUUUGAACGUCUUAUUCAUCUCGGUCACCACCCAUUCCGUCUCACUACACAGUAUCGUAUGCAUCCUGCACUCAGCGAGUUCCCUUCCAAUACAUUCUACGAAGGUCAGUUGGUUAAUGAAAUAUCGUAUCGUGACCGUGUCACCAACAAUGGUUUUGUGUGGCCACAUCCCAACCGUCCUAUGUUUUUCCAUAACUCUACUGGACACGAAGAAAUCUCGUCGUCAGGUACCUCCUUUAUCAACCGUACCGAAGCUACACUAUGCGAAAAGAUUGUCACCCGUUUCCUCGAACUCGGUACCAAACCCUCGCAAAUUGGUAUCAUCACACCCUAUGAAGGCCAGCGUUCGUUCCUCGUCAACAAUAUGCAACGUACCGGUCGUCUCCCAAGCGACCUGUACAAAGAGAUUGAAGUAGCCAGUGUCGACUCUUUCCAAGGUCGUGAAAAAGACUUUAUCAUCCUCUCGUGUGUCCGUUCCAACGAGAAUCAAGGUAUUGGUUUCCUCCAAGACCCACGUCGUCUCAACGUCGCUCUCACCCGUGCUCGUUACGGUCUCAUCAUCCUCGGUAAUGCUCGUGUCCUCUCACGUGACCUUCUCUGGAACAACCUCAUCUCUCAUUUCAAGGCCAACGAGGUUUUGGUCGAGGGUGGUUUGCAGAAUCUCAAGCAGAGCAGUGUCGUCCUCCAAAAGCCAAGAAAGAUCCACGGUGAGGGUAAGCUCCCAGUUGCCGGUGCCGUCAUGUUUACACCUGGUGACCUCAAGCCACACCAAAUCGACCCACAAUACGCACAAAAUAUGGUCUAUGGUCAAAGACCACCAAAAUACUAUCAACCUCCCUCUGGUGGUGGCGGCGGUGGUUUCUAUCCAUCUAUGGGUGGAUACCCACAAAAUGCUGGUGGUGGUCCACGUGGAAUGCCCUCUUCAGGUGGUCCAAGUCAAUCCUAUAAUUCGACUCAACGUCUUACUCAAAACAUGAACAACAUGUCUCUUCGUUAUGACGGAUCUCAAUCAAUCAAUGGUUUCAGUCAACAAUCCUCCUCCUCUUCUUCUUCACAACAAUCAUCACAAAAUGCUCCUGGUUAUUACAUGCCAAUGAGUCAAUCAUUUAGUUUAAGUUUAAAUGAAUUAUCUCAAGAUUAUCCAAAUAAUCAAAAUAAUAACAAUAAUAAUAAUGAUCAACAAAAUAGUAAAAAAUAA
Messenger RNA from Cavenderia fasciculata, 3489 nucleotides. RefSeq names its product helicase (gene upf1). Gene Ontology annotation, biological process: nuclear-transcribed mRNA catabolic process, nonsense-mediated decay. The record is from RefSeq and is a predicted model, not a curated record. Gene Ontology annotation, cellular component: cytoplasm. NCBI's taxonomy places the organism in Eukaryota, Evosea, Eumycetozoa, Acytosteliales, Cavenderiaceae. The coding region runs from base 1 to 3489 and encodes 1162 amino acids. Gene Ontology annotation, molecular function: RNA binding; zinc ion binding; ATP binding. The transcript has 2 exons.